Molecule: messenger RNA, 567 nt
Organism: Microthlaspi erraticum
Lineage: Eukaryota; Viridiplantae; Streptophyta; Magnoliopsida; Brassicales; Brassicaceae
Source: the annotation of a GenBank genome assembly
AUGACUAACUACGGCGCGAUCCCGACGUCGUCUGGUGCUUCGCCGCCGGAGGAUCUCGAUUCGAUCUCACGCGCCAAGCAACGUCUCAAAGCCGGACUCGCCACGCGCCGCCCAUGGAGAGUGAUGUUCGAUUACCACUCCGUGGGGCUCCCUCGCGGCGUCUCCGCCGCCUUCUCCAGAAUCAAGACGAACAUCGCCUACUUCCAGACGAAUUACGCGAUCGUCGUCUUGAUCGUCCUCUUCCUCAGCCUUAUCCAGCACCCGAUCUCGCUCAUCGUCUUCACCGUGUUGAUUUUCGUCUGGGUCUUCCUCUAUUUCCUCCGCGACGAGCCUCUCAAGGUGUUCAGUUAUCAGAUCGACGAUCGGACGAUCCUCGCUGUUUUAUCGGUGAUUACCGUCGUUCUACUGUUCUUGACCGGCGCGACGUUCAACAUCAUCGGGGCGUUGUUGGUCGGAGCUGUGCUGGUUUUGAUCCAUGCGGCGUUUAGGACGACGGAGGAUCUCUUCUUGGAUGAAGAGGCGGCGGCGAGUGAGACUUCAGGGCUGACGUCAUACCCGUCGUCUUAA